AGUUACAGAACAUUUUUUUCAUUUUAUUAUUAUUAUUUAUUUUACUAGUAAUUAAUAUUUUUUAAUAUUAAAUAUUCAUUUAUAAAAUGGAAAUACAUGAUUAUACCUGGAUUUUUGCAGUGGGUAUGGUCGUCGCCUUUAUAGAUGCAUUUGGUAUCGGUGCAAAUGAUGUUGCAAACUCAUUUGCUACGUCAGUCUCAGCAGGUUCCUUAACAUUAGCUCAAGCUUGUAUUGUUGCAUGUUUUACAGAAUUUGGUGGUGCUGUCUUAUUAGGUGCAGCAACUGCAGAGACAAUUAAAGGCGGGAUUCUGUCUGUGUCUUACUAUGUUGAUCAGCCUGAGAUGCUUAUGCUGGCCAUGCUUUGUGCUAUUGUAGGUUCUGCUACUUGGGUCCUCACUGCUACUAGGUUUGGAUGGCCAGUUAGUUCAACACAUUCAGUUGUUGGUGCUGUCAUUGGUACUGGUAUCUCUGCCUUUGGUUUCAAUUCUAUCACUUGGGGAUGGGAUGGCGUUGCUCAAAUUAUUGCUUCAUGGUUUAUUAGUCCUGUUGCUGCUGGUUGUGUAGCUGCUGUCAUCUAUUCGAUUACUAAAUAUGCAAUUUUACGUCGUGUUGAUAGCUUCAAGUGGGGUAUUCGUUUAGUACCUAUUUACUUCUUUUUCACAGCUGGUAUUGAAUCAUUUUACAUUAUCUUUAAAGCUCCUGGUGGUGGUGCAGAUAAAAUGCAUAUUGGUUUGAUCGUAGGUAUUGCUUUAAUUGUAGCUGUUGUCUGUGCCCUCUUUUGUCAGUUUUUCCUUUGUCCUUGGGCUGUACGUCGAAUCAAGGGUAAAGAAGAUCUCAAAUGGUAUCAUAUAUUUGUUACUCCAUUUUUAAAGACAAGACCUAUGAUUGAAGAGCCCGCCGAUACUGAGGUUGACCAAGAUAUUGAACUUAUAGCUCAAACAUCAAAUAUCGAAAAAAUCAAGGAUCAUGACGGCAACGGUGAAACUGAAGUGAUUCAAGAUGAAGAUGUUCAACAACCAAAUAAACAACAAAACUGGUUUAUAUACAAUGCUUCAAAAUUAAAGUCCAAAUUCUUGAAACUAGCCCUUAACGGUAUUAAACAAGAUGUUCGUAACCUUGAUAAUAAAAAACUUCAAAAUGUCCAUGCUCAUACAGAACUUUUCGAAGAUGAUGCUGAAUAUCUAUUCCGUUUCCUUCAAGUCAUUACAGCUUGUAUGGCGUCCUUUGCACAUGGUUCAAAUGAUGUAUCUAAUGCAAUAGGGCCUAUUUCUUCCAUCUAUGAGGUUUGGAGUACAGCACGUAUAGAUGUAUCUGGUAAAACCCCUAUUCCUAUUUGGAUCUUAGUUUAUGGUGGCGUUGGUAUUGAUCUCGGUUUAACUUUAUUGGGUUAUCGUGUAAUGCGUACUAUGGGUAAUAACAUUACGUACUUUACACCUUCAAGAGGCUUCUGUGCAGAAUUAUCAGCAGCUUUAACCGUACUCACUUGUUCUCAGAUUGGCUUGCCAGUCUCUACAACACAUUGUAUUACAGGCGCUUCAGCUGCUAUUGGUUUAUGUAAUACUAAAGGUUAUAAGGCGGUUAACUGGAAGGCAUUAUGUUGGUGUUUCUUUUCUUGGUUUAUUACAUUACCUUGUGCUGGACUAGUAGCUGGUCUUUUAUUUGCAAUCUGUUCAAACUCUCCAAAAUUUAUUUAACACACAAACA
Molecule: messenger RNA, 1704 nt
Organism: Cokeromyces recurvatus
Lineage: Eukaryota; Fungi; Mucoromycota; Mucoromycetes; Mucorales; Mucoraceae
Product: phosphate transporter
Exons: 1
Coding region: 87-1694 (535 amino acids)
Biological process (GO): phosphate ion transmembrane transport
Cellular component (GO): membrane
Source: RefSeq, a predicted model, not a curated record